AUGAGCAUUUCCCAGCUGAAACCGCUUGACACGACAAAAAUGUUUGGUCUUUCUCUUCUUCUCACACAGAUCAAAUCCGCACCUUUCAUUGUUUUUGACAAGAAGUUAUCAUCGGUCAGCGGCAAAGUUGGUGAACCAAUCAAUUGCUACUAUGUUAUCAUUAACCAAGGCGAUUCCACAGUUACAGAUCUUUCUAUUGUUGAAAACGGCAUUCCAUCCGAGGCCUGGUCAUUCAGCGGCGACUCAUCAAUUUUGUCAUGGAAGUCACUUAAACCAGGCGAAAAUAUCACGCACAUCUUCCCAAUCACACCCACUAAGUCCGGCAAUCUUCAGAUCAUGCCAUCUACAAUGAUUUACUACGAUGGCAACGAGAAGCAGAAGCACUUAUCCUCUAUGAUUCCAUUCAUUGAGAUCAAGGGUUCACGUUCUAUUGGUGCACGUGCCAACCUUCAAGGCUACUGCUUGUUUAUUGUUGCUGCUGCCUCUUCUGUUCUUGUUCCACUUCUUCUUUGGUGGGUUUCAAGGAAAGGCGUUUCAACAACAACAAAGCCAAAGACAAACUAG
Messenger RNA from Trichomonas vaginalis G3, 564 nucleotides. Its product is annotated as translocon-associated protein beta (TRAPB) family. The coding region runs from base 1 to 564 and encodes 187 amino acids. Lineage: Eukaryota; Parabasalia; Trichomonadida; Trichomonadidae. Gene Ontology annotation, cellular component: endoplasmic reticulum. The transcript has a single exon. The record is from RefSeq and is a predicted model, not a curated record.